Hippopotamus amphibius kiboko is the source of this 330-nucleotide messenger RNA. RefSeq names its product 60S ribosomal protein L22-like 1. The transcript has a single exon. Gene Ontology annotation, molecular function: RNA binding; structural constituent of ribosome. The record is from RefSeq and is a predicted model, not a curated record. Lineage: Eukaryota; Metazoa; Chordata; Mammalia; Artiodactyla; Hippopotamidae. Gene Ontology annotation, biological process: cytoplasmic translation. Gene Ontology annotation, cellular component: ribosome. Bases 1 to 330 code for a protein of 109 amino acids.
AUGGCACCGAAGAAAGACAAGAAGCCUAAGAAGUCAACCUGGAAGUUUAAUUUGGACCUUACUCAUCCAGUAGAAGAUGGAAUUUUUGAUUCUGGAAAUUUCGAACAGUUUCUGUGGGAGAAGGUUAAGGUGCAUGGAAAAAGUGGAAAUCUUGCGAAUGUCAUUCACAUUGAACGCUUCAAGAAUAAAAUCACAGUUGUUUCUGAGAAGCAGUUCUCUAAAAUGUAUUUGAAAUACCUUAGCAAGAGAUACCUUAAAAAGGACAAUCUUCAUGAAUGGCUUUGUGUGGUUACAUCUGAGAAGGAGACUUAUGAACUUCACUACUUCUAG